Molecule: messenger RNA, 2397 nt
Organism: Ichthyophthirius multifiliis
Lineage: Eukaryota; Ciliophora; Oligohymenophorea; Hymenostomatida
Exons: 5
Biological process (GO): phosphatidylinositol dephosphorylation
Molecular function (GO): phosphatase activity
Source: RefSeq, a predicted model, not a curated record
AUGAAUACCCAAAAGAAGUUCAAAAAUAUUUAGAAGGAAUACAUCAAGUUUUUUUUUUUAUUAUUUUUAUUUUUAUAGAAAAAUAAAUAAAAUAAAAUAAAGAUUUUUAAAAAAAGACAUUAUUUUUCACCAACCUAUCCUUUGAGCCUCUGCCGUAAAAAAAUAGUUGAAAAAGAAUAAUAAAAUGAUAUUUUUUGUUGGAAUUAGAAUAUAUAAAAACAAUUAUUUUAAUAAAAUACAUCGAAUCCAGAUUAAAAUUAAUGCUGGUCAGUAUAAAUUAUUUAAGGUUAUGUAGGUUAAUUCAUCUAGGCUUUAAAAAACAAACAAAACUUAUCAAUAACAUUAAUAUGUAGACGUUCAUUUAAACGUGGUGGUACGAGAUACAUACAUAGAGGUGCAGAUUCAAAUGGGUUUGUAGCAAAUUAUUGCGAAAAUGAACUAUUAGUUGAAUACAAAGACUAAAUGAUAAGUUACUUAUCCAUAAGGGGAAGUGUUCCUCUUUUUUGGGAACAAAAAGGGUUUUAAGCGUAACUUAGAAUAACUCGAGGUGAAGAAUUAAAUACUGAAGUAUGUAAAAAACAUUUUGAUUAUAUAAGAAAAUCUUAUGGGAAUUGUGGAAAUACAGUUGAAGUGGUAAAUUUGAUGUUGUUAGGGGAUAAAUAGGAAUAAAUUCUAUCUGAAAAAUUCGAGAGUAAUUUAAAUGGUACUGAAGGAAUAGAAUACGUGCAUUUUGAUUUUCAUAAAAGGGCUGAUGAUUUAGAUGAAUAUGUAUAUGAUUUUUGUAAAAAAAAAUAAGAAUUCGGAUUUUUAGUUGAAAACAAUAAUAACGAAGAAAUAAUUGAAGAAUAAAAAGGGAUUUAUAGAAUUAAUUGCAAAGAUUGUUUAGAUAGAACUAAUUCUUUUAUGAUGAGGGUCUGUUUUUGGACUCUUAUGGAUAUUAUUAAAAAUUUAAAUGUGAGCUUUUUAGAUGAGAGUGAAUUUUAAACACUUAUGUCUGGUUUGUAGGUAAAAGGGCUUUUUGAUAAAGGAUAAAAUUCCAGUUUUGUGAAUUAAUUUAAGUAGUUAUGGAUUGAAAAUGGAAAUAAUAUUUCUAAAUUGUAUGCUGGAACGGAUUCUACGACUAAAAAUGCAUCAAAAGGACUUAAAUUUAAAAUGGAUUGUUAUUUAAUUGGGAUUAAAAGGUUUGUUAAUGGAAAUAUUAAAGACUCUUUUAAAAUGAAGUGUCUGAAUUAUAUUAUGGGAUAGAAUUAAGAAUAAUAAAUUUAUGAUUAUUGUUUACCUGAUGAUGUUAAUUAAUAAUUAAUAAAAAAAAAAAAUGAAUAUAUUAAAUAAGUUAAAUUAAAUAUUUAAAUAAUUACUUGGAACGUAAUGAAUCUUAAUUCAGAUAAAUAAAUUAUACUAGAUAAGUUUUUUGAUACAAAAGGAUAGAAUAAUCCUGAUAUAAUAGUCAUAGGUUUAUAAGAAAUUGUAAAAUAGAAAAAAUUUAAAAUAUAGAAUAUUUUUUAAACCAAUCAUGAUAUUAAUUCAGUAUAAUAAUGGACAUAAAUAGUUACAUAUAAUUUAAAAAACUAAUUAAAUGAUAAUUAUAUACUAGUUGAUUCACAUGAUAUGGUAGGAAACUUAUUACUUAUUUAUGCAAAAGACAUGAAAAUCAAUUAAAUAAAAAAUAUAGAACAUGAUUCUAUAAAAUGUGGUUUUGCAAAAAAAGUUGGAAAUGUAGGAGGUACUGUUUGUAGAUUUGAAAUAGAUGAUGUUAAAAUAUGCUUUGUUAAUUGUUUUUUAACUUCUGGAAGAAAUAAAAAGAAAGUAGAAGAAAGAUUCGAAAUUUUAAAUUAAAUACAUAAUACUGCUUUUUAAAAAGAUGGAAUGGGAAAAGUUAAAGGAAAUUUAAUUAAUACUGCUGAUAUAAUUUUUGUUUUUGGAGAUCUCAACUUUAGGGUCGAUAUGGAAUAUAAAGUUACUUAAGAAAUUAUUUAAAGCUAUCAAUAUCUCGUUUUGAAAUAGUAAAUUGAUGAAUCAUAUAAUAUGAUUAAGCAAUUACUUAAAAAAGAUCAAUUUUCAUAAAAUUAUAAAAACGAUUCUAUCAUGAAGGAUUAUUUUGAAUAAUAAAUCAACUUUCCUCCUAAUUUUAAUGAUUCUUCUAAAAAAAAUAGAACAUCUUCAUGGAGAGGAAGAAUACUUAUUAAGACAAAAGAAGAAAAUAAUUGCUUUGAAUAACUUUUUUAUUGUUCAAAUUAUACCAAUUAAUUUUCUGAUCAUUCGUCAGUUUCUGGAUAUUUUGUUACAUAAACAGAAAUAUUAAAUGAAGAAAAACGUCAAUAAAUAAUUGAAGAAAUUUUCAAAGAAAAAAACAUUUAAAUAAGUGAUAAUAUAGCAUUCGAGGACACAAUCGUAUGA